AUGACUUUCAAAGUCUUCACUACUGAGUCGAUCGGUGCGCAGAGAAACCACAUUGCCAUAUACAUCGAAACCGAGCCAAGCGAAGACAGGGGCUGGCUGCACCAUGUCACCGGAACGAUUCUGAACGGCAUGGAUUACACACCCAGGCAAACACCCAACCCGGAGGAGCUGCCAGAACAUGUGCCGGACUCGAAGAAGCAGAUCGGGACCAUUGAGGAAGAAGACCUAGAGAGGUUCCGGGAGGAAUGCUGCCUAGCAGUUCUUCCCCCGCGGGCCCAGGUGACGCUCAAGGGAACGCGGCUGUAUCCUGAUACCCCGCUCUACCGCUGCACAGAGUGGCUGAAGGAUGUCGAGGAGAUGGCUUUCAGCAAGAGGAUCUUUAAGCCUCUGUAA
Penicillium expansum is the source of this 393-nucleotide messenger RNA. RefSeq lists its product as uncharacterized. Bases 1 to 393 code for a protein of 130 amino acids. The transcript has a single exon. NCBI's taxonomy places the organism in Eukaryota, Fungi, Ascomycota, Eurotiomycetes, Eurotiales, Aspergillaceae. The record is from RefSeq and is a predicted model, not a curated record.